Molecule: messenger RNA, 2999 nt
Organism: Aedes albopictus (Asian tiger mosquito)
Lineage: Eukaryota; Metazoa; Arthropoda; Insecta; Diptera; Culicidae
Product: regulator of G-protein signaling 7-like
Exons: 6
Coding region: 647-2143 (498 amino acids)
Biological process (GO): regulation of G protein-coupled receptor signaling pathway; intracellular signal transduction; G protein-coupled receptor signaling pathway
Cellular component (GO): neuron projection; cytoplasm
Molecular function (GO): GTPase activator activity
Source: RefSeq, a predicted model, not a curated record
UAAGAGCGCGGAGCGUGCCCAACUGUCGAGAGCGCGAGAGCAUCGUAGCAUGAUCGCCUGCCGCCUGGCCUGCUGAUGCGUUGAUGCUUUCGGUGUUCGGCUAGGAUUGCACACGUGAGUGGGGUGGUAGCGCGCGCGAGGCGUGAGCUGAGCAUACAUACGACGAUAACGACGACGACGACGGGCGCUGAUAUUAUAGUAAUUUAGGAGCUAUUUGCUCCCGUUUUUCGUCGUCUUGACCUCUCGCUUUUUGUCUGGCUGCUGCUGCUGUUGGUGAUCAACUUCCUCCCCAUCAGCCAGGGGCGACAAUCAGCAACAGAACAGCAGUGAGCGCGACAGAUGGAGAAAAAUCAAUUUUAGGACGGAUGUGCAAGAGGAAAAUUUUCGCGAAUCGUGCUAAAAUGUGAAAAUUUUGUGGAUUUUCGUGGCUUUUAUUCCCGUGCUAGGCCCGUGCUUGGUUGUCUACUUCUAGGUGUGUUCGAUUCCCUGCUCGACAGGAUGAUUACGGCGAAGGAGUACGAUAUGUGAAAAGUUUUUAACGACAUUCCUCUUCCCCUUGGAACAGUUUUUAUCGGAACUGCCUGAUUCGCGCAAAUUUUAAGCCAAAAAAAAGAUUACUACCCAUAGUAGAUAUCCUGGGAAAACGAUGGUCACUAAGAAGACAGUGGACAUAGAGAAAGAAAGGCUAACAAAGAAAAUGUGUUCAAAUAGUGGUACGAGUGGAGCUAGUUCCGGUGGUGGCACUGGUCCUUUGGUCAGCUUCAGUGCGGGGACGACCCACCAUGCUCCUCACAGCCAGGAUGCACCCAACAUUCUGGUGUACAAGAAGAUGGAAGCCAUCAUUGAAAAAAUGCAGGCCGAAGGCUCCGGAGUGUCCGUGCGCACGGUCAAAGCCUUCAUGAGUAAGGUUCCAUCGGUGUUCACCGGAGCUGACCUAAUCGCAUGGAUCACCCAGAAUCUCACCGUUGAAGACGUAACGGAGGCCUUGCAUCUGGCUCAUCUCCUGGCUUCCCACGGUUAUCUAUUUCCGAUCGACGACCAUCAGCUGACAGUGAAGAACGACGGAACCUUCUAUCGCUUCCAGACGCCCUACUUCUGGCCAUCCAAUUUCUGGGAACCGGAGAACACAGACUACGCUAUCUAUCUCUGCAAGCGUACCAUGCAGAACAAAACUCGCCUGGAGCUGGCCGACUACGAGGCCGAAAACCUAGCCAAACUACAGAAAAUGUUCUCCCGAAAGUGGGAGUUCAUAUUCAUGCAGGCGGAAGCGCAGAGCAAGGUGGACAAGAAGCGGGACAAGCUCGAGCGCAAGGUGCUCGAUUCGCAAGAGCGCGCCUUCUGGGACGUGCACCGUCCAAUGCCCGGUUGUGUCAACACCACGGAAGUGGACAUCAAGAAAGCCUAUCGCCGCGGGGCCUCCAGUCUUGGGUCCGGUUCGGCCAACACCGCAGCCAAUAGUAACCCGGCGGAAACCAUGGCCAAGACAAUCAAUCUCCUGAAGCAGAAACUCGAACGACGGACCAUCAAGGUUUCGAAGGCUGCCGAAUCAUACGUUUCGUACUACGAACAGUACAGUGAGUUUGACUACUUUCUAACGGCGCCGGAAUAUCCGAAUCCUUGGCAAUCGGACAGUACUGAACUUUGGGACACGGAAAAGCAGGGCAAAGACAUCGCCAUGAAACGGGUCAAGCGGUGGGGAUUCAGCUUGCGGGAGCUUUUGAACGAUCCGAUCGGACGGGAGCAGUUUACGAAGUUUCUCGACAAGGAAUUUAGUGGAGAGAAUCUCAAGUUCUGGGAAGCGAUCCAGCAGAUGAAGGCCCUGCCGCAGUCCCAGAUCAAGGACGCUGCCAACGCCAUCUGGGACGAGUACCUGGCACCAGACGCCGCCUGUCCCGUCAACAUCGACUCCAAAUCGUUGGAACUGGCCCGGGAAGCGAUCAAGGAGGGCGGCGGCAGCAGCCCGAGCCGUUGGUGUUUCGAUGUCGCGGCCGACCACGUGUUCUAUCUGAUGAAGAGCGAUUCCUACUCGCGCUAUCUGCGGUCCGACAUGUACAAGGAGUUCCUGAACGGGACGAAGAAGAAGACAUCGGUGCGAGGACUUCGAAUAUUCUCCGGCAGAAAAGAUACACCUGUGAUAAACUAAGCAGAUAUGCGUCAAACGUGUAAGAUGAUGAUGAUGGGCUUAUAAGGCCUCCAAAAACAGCACAAAUAUAUGGCGAAACUUUGGCGACAAGAGAAGACUUGUUGAAACAAUAAAUUAACAAUAGCCCCAGAAGUGUACCAUAGAGCGCAAGAGCAGCAACUAUCCGUAGAGAAGCAAAACAAUAUGGUUCAAAACUAAUUGUUCUAGAACAGCAGUAAAUGUGUGUAUAGGAGAAUAUGUCGUACCUAACAUUUGAACAGAAAGCAAACACCUAUACCAUUAGAGGAGAAGCUGAAUCACGCUACUAGAAACAAUAGUGAUGGAUGUCCUAGAAGCUUGGCAAAUUGUGAAAUUUAAAGUUACCAGAGUUAUUCUGACAUGUUACUAAAGCAGAAACUAGAGAACAACAUAGAAAAAAAAAACAAGCCGAAACAGCUACAUACUAAGAAACAAUGAAAGGAAAAAAUGUUAUCAAAACAACCGCGGUAACCCACCAUUACUCGAACAUAUAGUGAGAUUUUAAAGUUUGGAACAGCAUUUUAGUGGAAAUCAAAUUUUUAACAAGUAACUCUAUAAUCAACAACAUUAAUAAUUCCGGCAGUCUAUACCCUUGCUACACAACAGUUCUACGUCUAGUCUUUGGAAUUCUCCAUGCUACAGCCAUUCCAACAAUAGUAACUUGAACAUCAUUUCUCUGUGCAUUUGCAACUCAAAAAUCGACAUUACUUAACGACAUUCAAUCAAAAACAAUAUCCACGCAACUAUAACCCUAGCCUCUAAAUCAAAGUAGUGUAACAGAACAAAAAAAACUUUAAAUCAAUGCUAUCGCAGUUAACUUUCUAAAGAACAGUAAAAA